AUGGCGAAUGUUGAACCUGACUACGACCAAGCUGGGGACGAUGAUUCCGUCAGAGUGAAAGUGAUAUGUUUAGGAGACAGUGCGGUCGGGAAAUCAAAGUUGGUGGAGAGAUUCCUAAUGGAUGGAUACAAACCCCAACAACUUUCAACAUUUGCUCUUACACUUUUUAACUAUAGAACAGAGGUCAACGACCAGAAAGUGUCUGUUGAUUUCUGGGACACAGCAGGUCAGGAGAGAUUUAACAACAUGCAUCCUUCUUACUACCACCAAGCACAUGCCUGUAUACUGGUUUUUGACACAACAAGAAAAGUAACAUAUAAAAAUUUACCAAAUUGGUUGAAAGAAUUAAGAGAGUAUCGUCCUGAAAUACCUUGUUUAGUAGCGGGUAACAAAAUAGAUGUUGACAUUAGUGUAACAAAGAAAAAUUUUAAUUUCGCAAAGAAAUAUAGAAUGCCAUUUUACUUUGUAUCUGCCUCGGAUGGCACCAAUGUUGUACGGAUGUUUAAGGAUGCGAUACGAGCAGCUGUAGACUACAAGUCCAAUUCCACUGACUUUAUGGAUGAGAUCAUGAAGGAACUUGAGAAUUUUGAAUUGGAGGAAGAGCAGAAGGACAGUGAACCAGAUUCUGGGGGUAAUUCUGAAGAUAAAGGAAUACAGCAGACAGAGAGCUGAGGUCAAGGUGAAGGUCAUUGACCUUCUCAUCUUAUAGUUAAAGUUUUCAUCUAUUUAUUGACAUUUCUUAAAGACAUGUGAACAUGAUGAAGUUAUAUGGAAGAGUAGACAACUCUUGUGUUGCCUAGGUCUUGCCUGUUCUCUGCCAUGCCUAUCGACACUCACCAAAAGAUGGCAGAGGUUGGCAUUACUUUAAUGACUGCAUGGUUUUGUGGAGCAAUAGAGAUGGACCACAUAUGAUUACUUCUCAUGUCAAUGAUAGAUAAGGGGAGAUAACUAUUGUUUGUAGGCUCGUAAUACAUGGCUUUAUUCUCACAUUUGAGAAGUGUUAAAAAGUGUGAGUACUGGAGUUCCUGCCCUGGUAAGGGGUGAUCUUAGUGUGUAAUGGUUGUGAAGCUUUUUAUUAUCACAGCAACUUCUUAAGUUCUAAAACUUGUCGCGGUCAGAUUUUAUAAGAUUGUGAAGCAAUAAAGAGUAGCAUUAUAAAUGUGUAGGUAGAAUUCCAUAAAUAUUAGUGAUGUAAAGGAUGGCGAGAAUGAAGACAAAAUAGCUGCCAUUAUGUAGUUUUGAAUCUUAUUGUAGCCGGCUCAAUCAUUCAGAGAGGUUUACAUAUAAGGUAUUUGUCAUAUACUCAAAGACAUAUCUCCCUCUCAUGACGUGGCUGAGUGCCUCUCCUGGCCAUCAUUCUGUAACAAUAGGAUUUCUGCUGAUGUACACUGUGACAGGAGUUAAGGCUGUUAAACAUAGAAAACUUCAGGAAAUUCAGUUUUUCACUGAGCUGGAUGGAAGUAUUGAGCUGAAAUUUUAAAGGAACUCUCAAUUACUUUACACUCAUUAUCUUUGUACUAGAUGGGGAUACUGACCUGAAAUCUGUAGUUGUAUUAUUUGCACCGUGUCAGCUUAGUCAACCAACAUCUGCUGAAAGGUUAGAAAGCAACACUCAAAAAGCCAGUUAAGCUAAAAACAAACUUCUCAUUGGUUGCUGACCUCAGCAUUCAUAUCACACCAGCACAUUCAUUUUGUUCUUAAUAUUUUUGCAAUGAAUUGUCCUGAUUUAGUGAAAAGUGCUAAAAAUUUGAUGGUGGCUGUUAUUAUAAAAAAAACAAAACAAUAGAAAACAUGAGUAUGCAAUAAUUCUGUUUUAUAUGUGAGAGUUUUGUAUCUUUAGUGUCGGGUUGAUUUAAUCAAAAUUCCUAGAAUACCAAAGCUGAUGCACCAUAUCAUUUCAGUAAAUAAAUAGUUAUAAGUAUGCUGAUAUUACCAAAUGUGUUUGUUUUAUAGUAGAGUUUCUAGAUGGUGUCUAAGCAGUAACAAGUGUAGACCACACAAUUGUAUGUAUAAAUGUACCUAUUAGGCUUAGAAUGUUGUGUGAUAUCAUGUGAUCCGCAGAGCCAAGAUUGUAAAUGGGAAUGAAAGGAACCAGGUGAUUGGUAGAGCCAGAAUUCUGUGUGGCAUGAAAGGAACCAGGUGAUUGGUAGAGCCAGAAUUCUGUGUGGCAUGAAAGGAACCAGGUGAUUGGUAGAGCCAGAAUUCUGUGUGGCAUGAAAGGAACCAGGUGAUUGGUAGAGCCAGAAUUCUGUGUGGCAUGAAAGGAACCAGGUGAUUGGUAGAGCCAGAAUUCUGUGUGGCAUGAAAGGAACCAGGUGACUAGCAGAGUUAUAAUUCUGAUUAUAAUUAAGAGACGUGACAAUUAGAAAAGGUUAUUUCAGAUAUAUUGUGAUUAAAGCAGAAGUACUUGAUAAGUCGUGUGUAAGGUAUACGUUGAUAGAAAUUAAAAUUUCAUUAAUUCCUGUUCAUUAUUAAGAUAUGGUCAUUUCAUUAUGUGUAAUAUAAGUUAAAAUUCAGUGUCUGAUACGUACACAAAAGAAUAAUGAAAUUAAAACACUGAUCAGUAAAGCAUUAUAGACUAUUAUAAACAUACAUAAUUAUCUCCCUUUCCUAUGAUGUCAUAAUGGACAAUCAAGCUGUUACUGAUGACAUCUUAUUGUUAUACCAUGUAGACCUACUGAUGUAGCAAAACAAAUAUAAAGUAAAAUGUCCAAGAUUAAAUGUGAAAGUACUUAUGCUUUACUAAUCACAAGUGUUUCUAAUUUUAUCAUUUAUAAGAUCUGAUUAGACAGUUUACACCUCUGUCUGUGAUUUCCAAAACCUCUCUCCGUGUGGUCAGUAUAUCUGUAUCCAUGUGGUCAAUCUGUCAGUUUCCAUGUGGUCAGUAUAUCAGUAUCCAUGUGGUCAGUCUGUCAGUUUCCAUGUGGUCAGUCUGUCAGUUUCCAUGUGGUCAGUCUACCAGUAUCCAUGUGGUCAGUCUGUCAGUUUCCAUGUGGUCAGUCUACCAGUAUCCAUGUGGUCAGUCUACCAGUAUCCAUGUGGUCAGUCUGUCAGUUUCCAUGUGGUCAGUCUACCAGUAUCCAUGUGGUCAGUCUAUCAGUUUCCAUGUGGUCAGUAUAUCAGUAUCCAUGUGGAAUUUUCUACCCACUCUACAGUUUGAUGUGAGGUUUAUGUUUGUCUUGUCCUGUGUUACAGUGCUGAUAUUUACAAGACACUAUGGAACUGAUGUUUCUUAGUUGUUUUCCUACCUCAGCACUGGAAGAGAGGUUAGUUAGUUGUAAAUCUGACAAAGGUGGUUGCCAGCUUUUUACACUGUCAUGUCAGUUUUGUAGACAUUUGUACACAUGUGAACCUUGAAUGCUUGAAGACUACAGCUUUUCUCAAUGAAUGUUGACUAGAUGUGCUCAAUUCAAACAAACUUCAGUGAGUGGCACCAUUAUCCUCAGUGAAGGUGUGUUAGUGUAUACUUAUAUGAACACAUAUCUGUGAUACCUGUUCUGAUUGAAACUUUGAACUUUGGUAAACUUGUGAACAAAUAUUGAUGCUUAGGUUAAUUUUGUACACACAUAUCUUUAUUGAAAUUGAAAUACAAAUUAAACAUUGGACUUUGCAGUACUUUGAUGGAGCACUCUGAUAUCUGUCAAUUGUCCAUUUUUUUUUUACAAAAGUGAAGUGGAAGGUUGUUUUAGACCAUUAAAAUUUAUAUGUGUAGACAA
This is a messenger RNA of Ylistrum balloti, 3716 nucleotides long. Its product is annotated as rab-like protein 2A. Gene Ontology annotation, cellular component: Golgi apparatus; endosome. The coding region runs from base 1 to 672 and encodes 223 amino acids. The transcript has 8 exons. Gene Ontology annotation, molecular function: GTP binding; GTPase activity. Lineage: Eukaryota; Metazoa; Mollusca; Bivalvia; Pectinida; Pectinidae. The record is from RefSeq and is a predicted model, not a curated record.